AUGCCGUCGGUUUCGAAAACGGCGGCGAACGCGUCUCCGCAGACCGAGAAGCCUUCGCACUACACGUACCUGAAGGAGUUCCGCACGGAGCAGUGCCCCUUGUUCCUGCAGCACAAGUGCACGCAGCACCGGCCCUUCACCUGCUUCCACUGGCACUUCCUCAACCAGCGGCGGAGGAGACCCAUCCGGAGGAGGGACGGCACCUUCAACUACAGCCCGGACGUGUACUGCACCAAGUACGACGAGACCACGGGCCUCUGUCCGGACGGAGACGACUGUCCUUAUUUACACCGGACCACUGGUGACACAGAGCGCAAGUACCAUCUACGCUAUUACAAGACAGGCACUUGUAUCCAUGAGACAGAUGCUCGGGGGCACUGUGUGAAGAAUGGCCUCCACUGUGCUUUCGCUCACGGGCCACAUGAUCUCCGCCCUCCAGUCUAUGAUAUUAGGGAGAUUCAAGCACAAGAAGCCCUUCAAAAUGGACAGUUGGGAUCCGGGGAAGGUAUUCCUGAUUUGCAGCCUGGUGUAUUAGCCAGCCAAGCUAUGAUUGAGAAAACUCUGACCGAAGACCCUCGGUGGCAAGAUACCAACUUUGUUUUAGCCAAUUACAAAACAGAUCAGUGUACUAAGCCCCCAAGACUAUGCAGACAAGGCUAUGCUUGCCCCCACUACCACAACAGUAGAGAUCGAAGACGAAAUCCACGAAAGUUCAAAUAUAGGUCAACCCCUUGCCCAAAUGUGAAACAUGGGGAUGAAUGGGGAGAGCCUUCAAAGUGUGACAGUGGAGACAUUUGUCAGUAUUGUCACUCUCGCACAGAACAGCAAUUUCACCCCGAGAUCUACAAAUCUACCAAAUGCAAUGAUAUGCGACAAACUGGAUACUGUCCCCGGGGACCUUUUUGUGCAUUUGCACAUGUAGAAAGAAUUCCCUCCACAGAGGAGACCAUGAGUUCAUUGCUAACAGCGAUACAGUCGAGUUCACAGUCCCAGCUGGGCUCGCAGCAGUAUUCAGAGUGUCCAAUCAGUGAGUGGAACAGUGGAGGAAACUCCACCACCAGCGCAACCAGUAGCAACGGACAACUAGGAAGUGUUUCAUGUUCUAAUAGCUCAACUGUAAGGCCAGGCUCAGGAAGCGACAGUUUGAUAUCCCCAGUGGGAUCCUUCAGCAGGCCCAAAUCCUUUACUAAUAGUAGUUUAUGUUCAGAGUCCACCACAUCCAGUGUCUCAUCUCUGACGUCUAACUAUCCCCGAGCUCCGGGCUUUGAACGUGAGGAUCAGAUUAAGAACAAGGGGCAGAUGGAUCAAAGAUUCAUGGACCAAGAAAAACAGAUACAGAACACUGUAUUCUCUGCGGUAAACCCUUUGGCAUCGAGCUUUACCUCCAGUAUAACAUCCAGUCUGGCCUCUAGUAUUGGAUCAGAUAGUUCUUCACCCACCACCUUAUCAACAAUGAAUGCAAAAGCCACUCCUUUCUACCCAGGGAGCAACACGGUGGAGUCUGUCAUAGGAUCUGCUCUCGACCUCAAUUUUUGUGACAUCAAUGUUGCAUCUCUUGAUAAGGAGUUAGAGGAGCAAGACCACAGUAUUGGGUUGGCAAGUCACAGAAUGCUCGUUGGUUCAGCUCCCGUUAACAUUCCCGGCUCCCUGGCUCGAUCGUCCUCUUUCAAUUCCUCGUCCUCGCUCUCCUGCUCCCCGAUGAGCUCCCUCUCCCAGUCCCUAUCUCAGUCCCUCCUGUCAGCGGCAGUGUCACAGCAGAAUCAACCUUCCAAUAUGUUAGCCAAACAAGAGCUUGGCCUUCUGGGAACACCCACCUCCUCCUCCCAGAACUCUUUGGGCUUAAAUGGAGGUGCCAGCAACAUUUGGGACUUUAUCAGCGGCAGCUUUUCACCGAGUCCGUCUCCAGUUUUCAGCAGCCUCCCCUCCAUAACCAGCAGCGCUGAUCUGGCCCGCCUUUUCAGAGAGCUGGACGAGGCCAAGAGGAAGAUCAAACAAUGGGAGGACGCCUGGCUACAGGUCAAACAAGCCUGUGAGGCGUGUCAGAAAGAAGCUCGCGAAGCAAAGGAACAAGCAAAGACGGCCGAGGCAGAGCGUCAGAUGUCCGAACAGAAAUGGGAGGAAACCGAGCGCAAGUUGAAAGAACUCCACAGGGACUUUGAUGUGCUCUGUCGCACCCCGGGAACACCUCUCCUGCGUAGCUACGGAGAGCUGGACAAGCUCUCCUUGUCAAAGCUUCACUCCAUCCAGACUCAGCUGCGUAAUGACCUAGACCUUAUAGACGGGGUAAUAUAUCAGCUUCAGUCAAAGAAAUGUAUAGUUUGCCAAAAGCAUGAUCGUUGCGUUGUUCUGCAGCCUUGCCAACAUUAUGUGCUAUGUGAGAACUGUGCACCUAGUAAAACAGAAUGCCCCUACUGUAGAACAAAGAUAUUGAAGUGGUGAUGUGUAACAUAAGGUACUAUUUAAAGAAUUAGCCCUUUUGAAAAACUACUAAUAGAUAUUAAGUACACUUUCUAAAUAGUUAUGUCUGUUUCAUACAGUAAUUCAAUUCAUUUGGAACAAAAUUAUGUUUAAAUGACUAAACAAAUGGCAUUACAAGUCAGAUUAUGUCCAGGGAAUUUAAUCGUUGCACUUUUUGCUCAUUUUAUGUGACAACCAGACAGCAUGCACUCAAUUUAAAGUGCCCUUCCGCAAAUCUUCAGUCAUGAUUCAGUCUUUUGAGAGGACAAAAAGGUCAAAUCAUUUAUCAUUGGCUUCACACUGCUAUAAAGACAUUUAGGGCGAACACAGGGCAGUCGCAGACCUCCAUUCAAAAUUACAAAUACAUAAAAUGCAAUCAGGACCAAUAAACGUAAAAGUUAAAUACACAAAGGCAAUAAUGAGUGACCACAUGUCUCGCUGUUAAUUGAUCAUUAAUGCACUUAAGAACUUUUACAGAAAAUCCUGUGGAAAUGUGUAUGAAACCAAUAAAAGGUUUCAGUAAUUAUGUACUUGUGAAUGUGUAUGUGAAGAAAAGAAAACAUGUGAAAUGGAUAUAGCAGAGUUUACUGGACAAAUUAUAAUUCAGUCUGGAUCUUAGACAAACCCAAUCACUAAAACAUAACCAUAAUAACUAGUGCCGUUUCAGUGUGGGACGCUCAAAUGCAAGGAAAUCGUUAGUUCACUUGCGAACUACUGUGGUGUUGUUUAACAUAAAAUGAGCAAAAACUCAGAGCGGAUUUUUUUUCUUUAAUUAAAGAGGAAUGUGACUCGUACCCAAUUCAGAAAUCCUAUAUUUUUAUAGCCCAAUUUGCCUUGUAUUAUAAGAAAACAAUUUGUAUUUGCACCAUUUCAUUGAGCAAGGAGCUUCUAGAUCUGGUAAUUGUGAAAUAGGGCAUGGAUCAAGGUCAUUGUAUCAGAGAGCACACGUUUAAAAACUCCAUGCUCUAGGGAAUUAGCUCACUUAUAUUCUUGUAUUCAGUGUAAUCUUUGUCCAACAAUAUAGACCUAAUAUGCAGAUUUGUAAAAUGUUAUUAGUGUUGAACAAAUACCUGUGUCUAUAAAUCAGCGGCAGUAAAUCAAACGAAGGAAACAACUAAACUGGGUGUUGUAACUUUGCAGUGUUCCUCUUUAAGUAAAGCCAAGUUUUGUUAAACCCCAAAUUUUUCAUUAACACUUAAUGCAACAGUCAAGAAUCCUUGUUUUUGACCAACUUUUUGAAGAAGUUUGAUUUCUUAUUAAAGCACUUUGUUGACCUGGGACUUUAUUAAAGGGUAUAUAGAAUUUUUGCUUUAAGCUGCUUUGUAGGUAUUCUUUGUCUUUUUUUUUAGUUUUAUACGUUUUUUCUAUAUAAGCUAAUGUCUGAAGCAAUGUCUGUGUGUACUGUGAAACAUAACUUUAAUAUUUCAUGUUUCCUAUUGUUAAAUCAUUGCAUGGUUCUACAUAUUAAGAUUUCAUAGAAAAAAGUACUUAAAUAGUUUCUACUUUCAUAGUUAGAUUUAUAAAAUUUCAAUCAAAUAAGUGCAAAUUUAAAAUGCAUUUUAGGCAUAACCAGCAGCUAUAAUAUCAGUAAGGCACAUGCUCCAUGUUAAGGCUGUUAUUCAAUCAGUUAGUUUUGUUUUGUAGAGAUUUAUAUAGCCUAGCCACUAGAGAAGCAUGUAUUGUAUUUGCUUAAAUCCUGAAAUGGUGAUUUCUUUUUUUAGUAGGAAUCUAGCCUCUUGACUUUGUCUAGAACAUAUCGGCCUCUAACUCUAAAGUGCCUUGCCUUAGUUGAAAAGGAUGUGUAUAGAGUUUUCAAAGCAAACGCAAGUAGUUGAAGCUUGUGCGCAGGUUUCUACAAAAUGUGUCUUGUUUAACUUAGCAGAAGCGUCGACAUGUGUGUAUAUGUAUAUAUAUACACACACACACACACAUAUAUAUAUAUUUAUACAAUAUAUAAAUAUAUAUCCAAAUAUGCCAGUGUAAUUGUCAAUUCCCAACAAGUAUUUCUGUAGAAGAUAAUUGAAAACAUGUGUAGUCAGUGCCUGUGUCCUGACUUCACCCUUAAAGAUCGACCUCCCCUCUGUCCUCCGACCACCCACACACUCAUUCCUCAGUCUCGGUGCUCUAUCGGUGCAGCUUCAUUCUUUGGAAAUAAGGUUUUAACGUUUGGGAGUAUGCAAACAUAGAACAUGUGGAUUUGUAUAUCAACAUAUAUAAAAGGAGCUUUUUAAACAGUUAGGUAACUUUAGUUAGUUUAAUUGUAAUAUUUCUGCAGCGAAUGAAGAAUUCUGUAGUCAAAUUGUCAGUUUGAUUUUUGCUUAGGAGUCGUGCUUAGGUUCCUCUAAUUGAAAUGACCUUCUACUGUGUUUAAAAAAAUUAUUUUUAUUCUUGCUUUAAAUUCAAUAGAGAAACAUUUAUUUCCAGGUACACCUUUUGCUACUUACAAAAAUAUGGGAAAAUGCAUUGUUUACAUCCACAUAAAUGACAAUUAAGCAACUCAGAGGAAAAAUAUCAAGAAAGGUUGUGGUAUUUUAGCAUUUUCAUUAUAAUAUUUCAGCAUAAAAGGCAGGCUAAACACUUCUGGUAUUGCAUGUUAUGCGAUAUAUUAACCAGCUACAAAAAAAAAGAAAAUAAGUUUGCACUGUGUCACUGCCAGAAUAUUUGUAUUGACUUAUUUUUAGUGUAGUAAAAGCUUAAUAACUUCUGCAAGCUUCGCUGCUACUGGAAAAUGUAUUAAUGUAACUUCUAGUGACACAUUUAGAUGUUUGAAUGUUAUUGUGCAUCCACAGGUCAGAUUUCAGAAAAAUGAAAUAAUCUGUCUUCUGCAUUUAACUUGACUUAACCCUUAUUUGAUUGAAUUGUUCAUUUGUAAAUUCCAUUUAAAUCAAAGUUUCAGUACUUUUGUAAAUUACAUGUCACAGACUGAUGUCACAGACCUCUACUACUGUAGAUUACCCCUUUUUUUUCUUUUGUUCAAAAGUUGGUGCAUUUUUGUGAGAUUUCUCCCCCCCAUACGCUGGAUAGCAGUGUGAAAUUCUGUUAAUUACAGCUAAUUUCACAGAGUCCUCUGGUCUAUUUCUUUUCUUGUAAAUUUUGAAGGGUAAAUAUCUACAAAUUAACCAAAUAUGUAUUCUAAGGAGAAAAAUUACCCUUGAACAGAAUUCAAAAUAGUAGCUAAGGUAUUAGAAAGAUCUGGAUGAGUCCAGCAUUGCGUGUUGCAGGAAUUCUGUUUUAGAUGGAUUUUUACUUUAAUAUUUCAUUCAGUAGGACAUAAUAUCCUCUUGGUGUGUACACAACAGGACUAUGCCAAUGGGUUUUCUUCUAACAUUAAUGGACUUAAGCCCAAUUUUUGCAGUUUUACCAAAGACCUGUACUAUCAUUAUUUCUUUUGUACUACAUUUCAUCAUUACUUUUAUUUCAGGUAGAAGCCUAAAAUUUGAUUUUGUUCUCAUUUAAAAAAGUGAUCACCUAGUACCUUAAAUGGAUAUGUGGUUCAUUAACAGUAAUUAAUGGCGUCUUUUUUCUCUCUUAAGUUAGCUCAAGUGCGUUGAUACACAUUAGAACAAAAAUGCAUGGGUCAGAUCCUCACAAAAUCUCUAUUUGUCGUUUGAGUUUGUGCUAGGUAUAAAUUGACGUUUAUGGCAGAUAUGUGCAAUAGUGGCUCGCACAUGCUGACCUUAACGAGGAUUCUGUGUCGGUUUAACCGUUGAAGGAAUGUCAAAGGUGAAUGACAUUUGUGCUUCUGAAGUGGCCAUAUAUACUUCACUACAGUACUGUUUUGAAGUUCAUUUUGUUUGUUGACUUUGCUUAAGUAGAUGAUCUCGAUUACUUUUGGAAAUUGGACAUUUAUGCAUUAUAUGCUGUUAUGAUGGGCCUGACUGUAAGGUGCUUUCUUUUUAACUGACCCUUUGUUCUCCAUUUCUGAAAGAAGUGGUCCAAAAUAUAUAUCUUCUUUUUGUGAAAUGAGGAUUGUGGCAAGAAUCAAUGGCAGAUACAGACAUAACUAAAACUCAGUUGUUAUGAUGGAAAUUUGUUUUCUAGCCCUUUAUCUCUAGUGGUCUACUUACCCUUAUUCAAGUUUUCUUAAAAGAAACAUUGGUAAGCACAGCUUACAUUUCUGUCCAUAUUUCAGAUUCGUUAAAUGUAUGUAUAACGGACCAAUUACACUUUGAAGUACAUCUGUGCCUUUUUAAUAAUUACACAAUGUUGUUUGGUAUCAAGAGAAUAUAUCUGACGCAGCAUCUGUUCUCAGUUGCAUGAUCAAAUAUAACGUGUUGAAUUAGAAUCAAAAUUCCAGUGCCUUACAACAUUUUGUGGACCACAAUGUGAUUGCUAAGUGAUCUUCGGCAUUCGGGCCACUAAUUGACUGAUAAUUUUCUCUCUCAGUCUGUAUUUGCCAUACCAAUAAAACAAAUUAAAAUCUUACCACUGAAGUCACAGUUUUGAUCUCAAUUCGUUAUUUGGCACCAAAAACUCAAUUGUGAGGAAAAAGCACCAAAAAGGAAGAAUCUUAUAAAUGAACUGUAAAAGAUGUAUCAUGAUGCUCUGCAUUGGAAUAGUCUAAACUAUUUUGCAUUAUUGUUAGUUGUUGUGUCGUCUUUUUGUUUUUAAUAUAAUGAAAAUGGAGCCUGAAGAUUUAUGCAAUCUUGUACUUGUAUAUGAUUAUGAUGUAUGAACUGUUCAAAUUAAGUAAAAUACUAAAUGAUCUGAAAGUGGAACCAGCUGUUCCGUGAGCUUCAGAAAAUGUCAUUAGAAAUGUUAUUUUAACUUUUGAAGCCCUGAAAGAUUGAAUGUAUUGUUCUAAAUUAGAUAUUCAAUGAAUGGGUCACUGAAUAUUAUGGAGCGUAGUUAAUUCUUUAUGAUGUAGCAUCUAGUUAUGAACUGCUCUUCAAUAAAAUGUAGUAGAACUAAAACAGAUGCAAGUUUUCAAGUUUCUAUUUGUCAGCAUAAUGAGGAAAUAUAAGGACAGAAAUGUAUUUUUCUCAGGUAAUACAGCGAUUGAAUAGAAAAUGUGUUAUAUCUGAGGAAACUGCAUUUCAUGGAUUUAUCAAUGUCAGUGAGUUUAGACAUUAUUUAUAGAUAAAUUAAGAAAUAACUCCCUUAUUUUGUGACAAGCUGUAUAGUUGUAGGAAAUUCUCUGAUAAUCGUAAACAUUAUUCUGUUGGUAUAUUGAUAUUCCUUUGUGUUGUGAACACAAAAAUUGGUGCAAGUCUUAGAAUACUAGAUUUUGUUUUCAUUUUCUACAUUGAGGAUUGUGUACUGCAUAAUUUCUGUAGUGUAUAACUAGUUUGUCAACACUUGUUCACUUGUUACACUACAGUUAUGCAAUGGUUUACAGGUCACAGAAUUAUUUUUAUCAUCUUGAGAAUUAAAAUAAUUUUUCAUCCAAA
Molecule: messenger RNA, 7847 nt
Organism: Limanda limanda (common dab)
Lineage: Eukaryota; Metazoa; Chordata; Actinopteri; Pleuronectiformes; Pleuronectidae
Gene: unkl
Product: unk like zinc finger
Exons: 16
Coding region: 1-2439 (812 amino acids)
Molecular function (GO): metal ion binding
Source: RefSeq, a predicted model, not a curated record